AUAUGCUAAAAUCUAAAUGUCUAGUUGUCAUUCUUGAUAAAAACAAUCGAAAUGGAAAUAUUAUAGUUAUUGUUACGUUGUAUUGCUAACUUUAUUAAUUCCAUGAACAAUUAAACUAUUAUCAAUAACUAAAUAUGGCUGGAACAUAUUACUUUGUAAUAGUAGGCCACUCGGACAAUCCAAUUUUUGAAAUAGAUUUCAUUCCAGCCACCAAAGAAGUAAAGAAAGAAGACAACAGACACUUGAAUCAGUUCAUAGCUCACGCAGCUCUUGAUUUAGUUGAUGAGCACAUGUGGAAGGUCACCAAUACAUACCUCAAGUCAGUUGAUAAGUUCAAUCAAUGGUUUGUCUCCGCAUUUGUGACUGCUAGUCAGAUGAGGUUUAUAAUGGUUCAUGAUGCACGCAACGAAGAUGGUAUCAAGAAUUUCUUCACAGAUGUUUAUGAAACCUAUGUGAAACUCCUCUUAAAUCCAUUCUACAAGGAGGACACUAUUAUUGCAUUCCCAGCAUUUGAGAAGAAAGUUCAGCUACUCGGAAAAAAAUAUUUAACUUAGAAAUAGGCUAUUCUUAAUUUUAAGAAUAAUUUGUAUGUACUUGUCAAUAAUUUUGUUGCAAAAACAACUCUGAAAGCGGAUUAUAAGCUCUUCAAAGAUUAUUUUUUUAAACUACAAUAGAAAAGUAUCUGUUACAAUUUUGUAAAGUUAUUUAAUUUCUAAUUCAGACAAAAUUAAAAAAAUUAAACAAAUUGUUACAAAACUUUUAUUAAAACAAAAAAAAAUACUGUUCAUAUAAAGCUGUUGAACUUAUGCAAAAAGCUUUUGAACAAUAUUAUUUUUAAGAGAAUACAUUGGUUUUUAUCCAAAACACUAUCUCAUACGAAAAUGUUAUCAUAUAUUUAAGUUAUAUUUAAACCAAAUGUAAAUAUAAAACAUUGUUAUAUAUUAAGGAAUUAAAUUAGUGAAAUAUUAA
Nymphalis io (European peacock) is the source of this 969-nucleotide messenger RNA. It is a transcript of the gene Trs20, whose product is annotated as trafficking protein particle complex subunit 2. Gene Ontology annotation, biological process: endoplasmic reticulum to Golgi vesicle-mediated transport. Bases 135 to 554 code for a protein of 139 amino acids. The record is from RefSeq and is a predicted model, not a curated record. Lineage: Eukaryota; Metazoa; Arthropoda; Insecta; Lepidoptera; Nymphalidae. The transcript is spliced from 3 exons. Gene Ontology annotation, cellular component: nucleus; TRAPP complex; cytoplasm.